CAGUUUUACAGGCUAUAAAUAGAGAGUUUAGAAUGCAGUGUUUCACAUCCUCCAUUGUAGAGAGUGAUCGUGAAUGUUGAGGAAGAGAGCACUUACAUGAGAACAAGAGUCUUGUUUGGUAGCCAAGGAUGACUUGCCUGCUCUUCCAUUAGAGACUUCAGCUCUCUGUUCAUAGUUCAAAGCUCAUGCUUGGCCAGGCAAUCAUCCUGGCUAGUUUGACAGGCUCUUCUUUCCCAUGCUAGGCCUUCUCUUCUUCUUUUGAUCCAUCAAUGGGCAGAGCAAAAUCGGAGAGCAGUAAACAAGGACUCAAAGAAACCCAUUUGAUCAAAACAUGUGGAAGUUCAAUCGGAUUGGUCCUCACAGUACGCCCAGUACACAACGAUUUUCCAACAAAAUGUUUAUUUCUUGUUGUUGUGCAUAUUUUAGGGUGAUCGGUUUAUACCCAAUAGGAGUUUGAUGGAUCAUGAUCAAGCUCAAAUGUUUAUUGACAAGCAGAACUAUACCGAAUCGGAACUCAAAUUUCAAUGUGUAAAAACAUUAUGUACAAUAAGCACAAAACAAAGUGUAUAUAGCCUGAAAAAACUUAUGAAUUUGGUUGUUUAGAAAUCAGAAACCUGGGAAUACUUAUAAACUGGGGCUUUCUGAAAUUUCAGGGUUUUUAUACUUUCUCAUAGUGUGUGGUUUGUUAUAUCUUGGUUUGGUUCAACUGGGCUGUAGGAAAUUUCAGAAUUAGGUGAUUUGUGAUAUGAAUCUGAAUUAUGAUUGUAGAUAUGAAUGUGGAUGGUUUCUGUGCGAGUGAUUGUUGAAUGUGUAGUGAUUUGGGUAGGUUCUUCCGAUUUCAUGGUUUUUGACAUUCUUGAUAGGCUGUUAUAGUUUAUAGAAUAGGGGGGAUUUUUUGGUGCUAAUACUAAUCUGAAUUAGGAUUAAUAAUUUUGAGUGUUUGAGAUUAUUGGAUAGAAAAUUAAUCGUCGAUGGGUUACUGGAAUACGUGUCCUCCAAUUUAUGGUUUUCGUACCUUCUUGAAAUGUUCUGAUAGUUUGUUUUAUCACGAUCAAUUCUUCUCCUUUGUCGCUCCUUUGUUUCUCGAACGAGGAUCGCAAGUGACGGUUUUGGAUUUUGAGGAGGAGAUGAGGGUCAAGGAUUUCAUGGGCAUACUUGUCCAUGCUGGUAACGACGUCGUGGUUGGUGACUUUAAGGUCAGUGACUUUGAGAGUAACAGAGUCGGGGCUGGAGACCUUGGGUAGGCUUAUGCUAAUUUGGUAUUUCAAAGUGGAACUGCCUUCUAAAGCUUGCUUUCAUGGAUUGUUUACAGAAGAGUUUUGUGAGAAAGUGUAUUACAAGUUUUGGUUAUAUAUGGAGAAGAAUGAAGAUGGUGGGAAGGUUUCCAAUUAUUCUGGGCGGUGGAGAUGGUAAAAAGUUCUCAAACUUGAGAAUCGUAUAUUGGCCGGUGAACUGUUGUCUCUAUGAGCAUAAGAUUUGCCUUUUCUUGAGAUCUUCUUUAUCGUUUCAGAUCUGCGUUUUUCUAUCUACUUCUGCUUCUCGAUGCAUAUGAAGAACCCAGAUAGCUAAUGUUUUCUUAAUCAUUGGUAGGUCUCAUUUAACUAUUGUUUCCAGAGAGAUAAACGGAUAGAUAAUUGAAAAGGUUUAUGGAUGAUUAAUUGGAGAUGCACGCAUGUAUACGGUAUACCAGCAAAAUUGAAGGAAAACAUUAAAAAAGAGCCGAAAGAUGAUUAAUAAAGGGCAAUUAUGUCAUUUUAAAUUGAAGUGAUUUGAAAUUUCUGAUAUACCCUCACAAUUGACUGACUAUAGGUAUCAAGUUGAGGUUGAUAUGCUUUUGAAAGUUUAGAUAUUUUUUUGAUUACUCUCAAAAGUUGUGUAUCAUUCUAUCCGCUGCACUAAAUUUAUGACCUCGUUGGUGAUAAAAAUUCUUUUACACUCCAACCCGUAAGUUAAAAUAAAUAAAUAUUUUUAUUAUUAUUAUGAUGUAUUUUAUUUAAAAUAAAACACAACUGCACUAUCGCUUUCUUUCUCUCCAUCUUCUUCUCCUGUUUCUCUUCGUCUUCUUCUAGCUUUUCUGAGUGAUUAGGAAAGCAACUAUAUUAAGUUAUCAACAAAUUAGAACAUAUUCAAGCAACCAUAACAACAUAUUAGAACAUAUCCAAGCAACCACAAGUAGCCCAGAUUUCAACAUCGCAAACACAAUCGCGACCUCAACACUGUGAUCGACCAACGCAACACUACUAUGAUUUGAUUGCUCAAGAUUUGAUCUGAUCGAAGCUGCUUGAAUCCAAUUAGUUUGGGUAUGAAGAUUUGGGUAUUGUAUGAAGAAAUAGAGAAACGAGAAGGACCAUGAAUGACUCUGAUAUGGGUAGCACGAAAGAGGAGAAGGGAAGAAACAAUAAAAUGACAGGUGACUUGAGGCUGUCAAAAUUGACAUAUGAAACCAAGAAUUGUUAUCCAUGGUGGAUUUGAAGGAUGGGUUGAAGAGAAUGAAAUUUGCCUUUUGUAUUCGUUGGAGCUCCACAGUGGAUCUUGACGCCACCGUUGGAGAUGCUCUAAUGAUUAUUGCAGAAGUACAGUUACGUUGAGCUCACUGCCUCGAGCAUGGGUAUAAAUGUCAUCAACCAGUGGGUACAAACUCCAAGAGUAAAAAAGCUACCACCAUUAUUAUUUUCGUACCAGUUAUGCAGCAUGUAAUAUGUGAAUAUAUUGAACAAAAAUCAAUUGAAAAUAGUUUGCCAAACAUCUAAAGGAAUAAUUUGAUGAGAUCAAUAUAAAUAUACAAUUUGUAUCAUACAUUUCCCAUAUUACUUGGUUCCUUACUAUUUCUUCUUCAAUUAUAGGUAAAUCAUAACAACCUUCUUCACUGUUAUUCUCAUUUCUUUUCUCCUAUAUCGUAGUUUCAUAGUUUAAAGUUUUUAUUCAUUCAACAAUAAUUGAGCUAAUUUAUGUUCUUUUUUUUUGGGAGAAUGAGCUAAUAUUGUUUAGUCAAUUUCUUGAAUGUGUGUGUUAAAAAGAAAAAAUUCAAAAGUAAUGGAGAAAACAAACAAAGGGGUUCGGUUAAGCAUUUCUCUUCUCUUGGUUUAGGCCCAAACUUGGUCCCAAAAGUAGCAACGGUUGGAUUUUCCUCCCCCACCUAUAAAUCUAUUUGGCGGGAGUUGUUGAAAUGCCUGCAUUCCCAUUCUUUCUGGUUCAAGAUUUUCUCGUCCUCCUCCAAGGACUCAAAGAAAACCCAUUUGAUCAAAACAUGUGGGAAGUUCAAUCGGAUUGGUACUCCCCAACUCGCAUGAACAGCAGCCCAAAUACCCAGUACGAAUUUCCGGGUGAUCGGUUUAUACCCAAUAGGAGUUUGAUGGAUCUUGAUCAAGCCCAGAGCUUAUUGACGAACAGAACUGUACCGAAUCGGAACUCGAAUUUCAAUGAGGCAUACAGACAGAAAUUGCAGGACCAACUGACUUUGGAUUCAGAUGGGAACCCUUUUAAGAUGUUGGUUUUUAGGGGAAGCCCAAAAUCUAGUAGAAAACCGCUUCGUUGUGUUGAUGAGAUGCGCCGGAGUGAUGAAUUUGAUAGUAAUAUGAUCAAACCUACUCAGCUUCGAAGUUUGCCUAAGGGAGAAAGUAGAGUUCUGGAUGCACCAAACAUGAGAAAUGACUUCUACAUGAACAUCAUGGACUGGGGAAAGAACAAUGUUCUUGCAGUUGCUCUGGGCCUCGAUUUAUACCUCUGGAACUCGGAGACAGUAAAUGUACGUAAGCUGUUUCAUGUCAAUGAGAAUGAUCACCCCACAAGUUUAGCUUGGUCUCAAGAUGCCAAAUAUUUGGCAGUUGGAUAUAAGGGCUCGAAACUCCAACUCUGGGAUGCUGAGGCUUCCAAGCUGGUUAGAAGCCUAAAAGGCCAUAAUCGCAGGGUAGCGACCAUUACUUGGAAUGGUCACACAUUAACAUCAGGCAGCCGAGACCGGUCCAUUAUUAACCAUGAUGUCAGAGCAAGAAACAAUGUGACUUGCCAUUUACGUGCACACUCUCAAGAAGUCUGUGGCUUGAAAUGGUCGGAAACAGGCAAUUUAUUGGCAAGCGGUGGCAAUGAAAACCUCUUGUACAUUUGGGAAUCCUCGAGAAUGAACUCAUCGAAAUACUUGUAUUGUUUCAAAGACCAUUGUGCUGCAGUCAAGGCGCUUGCUUGGUGUCCUUAUCAGUCUGGUGUACUUGCCUCUGGAGGAGGCACAGAAGAUGGGUGUAUUAAGUUAUGGAAUACACAAAUGGGGACCUGUAUCAACACCAUUGAUACCAACUCUCAAGUCUGUGGGUUGGAGUGGAACAGGCAUCACAAAGAGAUACUGAGUGGCCAUGGUUAUAGUCCGAGAGAGCAGAUCAAGAAUCAGCUAUGCCUCUGGAGGUAUCCUUCCAUGGAAAAAGUGGGGAACUUGAAGCGCCACACCUCCAGAGUCCUUCAGCUUUCUCAGAGCCCUGAUGGGUUAACUUUAGUAUCAGCUGUUGCAGACGGGACUCUUCGGUUUUGGAAUAUCUUUGGACCCCCAUGUGCUGACAAUUCAAGGCUCUCAGCUCUGGACAGUUUUUUGUCUAAUAAGACUUCUCCAAUAAGAUGAUCAUGAUAG
This is a messenger RNA of Rosa rugosa (rugosa rose), 4615 nucleotides long. Its product is annotated as cell division cycle 20.5, cofactor of APC complex-like. The record is from RefSeq and is a predicted model, not a curated record. Gene Ontology annotation, molecular function: ubiquitin ligase activator activity; protein binding; anaphase-promoting complex binding. Gene Ontology annotation, biological process: positive regulation of anaphase-promoting complex-dependent catabolic process; positive regulation of ubiquitin protein ligase activity; anaphase-promoting complex-dependent catabolic process. Gene Ontology annotation, cellular component: anaphase-promoting complex. Lineage: Eukaryota; Viridiplantae; Streptophyta; Magnoliopsida; Rosales; Rosaceae. Bases 3167 to 4606 code for a protein of 479 amino acids. The transcript has 10 exons.